AUGGCAAGCACGACUACGUUGGAUGCAAUCGAUAAUGAAACAGUGAUGGAAGCGAAUCGUGAAAGGGCUAUCUCUCUGCUAAUAAUAUUAGUGAAUCUGUGGCUAUGGACAAACAGACCAUCCCUUGCCCAAACGUGCAAACUGACGGAAGCAAAUUGUAUCUGCGACAAGCUGAACUUCUCCAGCGAUGGACUUCAGCAAUUGCGCACUGUCCCACGUACUACGCCACCGUUAUAUCAGAUCAGUGUGAAACAACUCAUUGCACCCUAUCCAGACGCAGUAAUGUUGCUGCUCUUGUCGGAGUUUGUUGAAGAAAUCGAAUACGAACGGUUCUACGAGCGGGCACUACGCAUCCCUCCCAAUGCCGACCUGACCGCGCUGAAAUUGAAGAAUGCUCCUACAGUUCAGGUGAUCUCGGUUGCGGCUCCAAACCAUCAUCUAGCCGUACUACAGAUUGGGCGUUCGGGCAUGCGAAGCCUGACGGCCGAGUUUCGCAAACUACACCGGCUACAGUUUCUUCACCUGGACGAUGGUUCGCUGGAGACGCUGAGUCUGGAUCCGCUAGCAAACAGUCCCCAAAUAACGGUCCUAGCGUGUACUUCCAACAAGAUCAGACAGCUGAUAGCUAGUCGCAAUGCGAGUCUCUACAUACCGUUGGAUGAUCUGCUGUUGGGCUACAACCAGCUCGAGACGAUCGACGGAGACUUCUUUCUGCCACUGCGCAAACUCAAGUUCGUUACCUUCGAAGGCAAUCGUAUUCAGCGCAUCGAAGGUCGGCCCAUCUCGCUGCCGAUGGUGACGAUGAUAAGCUUCGUCCAGAACCAACUAACCCAGCUGGACGUAUCGGAAUGGCAAACGCCACUGCUGGUAGAGCUGUUUCUCGAAACGAACAAUCUCACCCGCAUUCCCACGGGGAUAGAGCGACUGCCCAGUCUCAUGACGUUGGUUGUGCAGAACAAUCUGCUAACGGCUGUCGAUCUGCGUCGCUUCGAAGCGUGGCCCAACCUGAUGAAGAUCGAUCUGGCGGGCAAUCGAAUACGCAACGUACUCGUAUCGGGCACGGGGCGCGUCUCAAUGCCCAAGCUACAGUUGAUGAGCCUGGCCAACAAUGAGCUCGCUCAGCUUGAGUUUGCUCGUUGGGACUUUCCAGCGCUCACCACGCUAACGCUGGUGGACAACCAGCUCCACCAACUGCCGGACCUGUUCCAACUCUUUCCCAAGCUGCAACGCGUGUUUGUGAUGCAGAAUCCGUUGCUGUGCAAAAAUGUGCGCCGCUGGCAGCAGUACAUUUUAAACUUUAAGAUCGGCAUCGAUUCAGUCGUUUUCGGAAUACCGUGUAGCACCAAUUCUACCUUCACGCUGCCAACGGGACGUGUGCUUUGCUGUGUAGGAUAA
Molecule: messenger RNA, 1395 nt
Organism: Anopheles maculipalpis
Lineage: Eukaryota; Metazoa; Arthropoda; Insecta; Diptera; Culicidae
Product: leucine-rich repeat protein SHOC-2-like
Exons: 2
Coding region: 1-1395 (464 amino acids)
Molecular function (GO): protein binding
Source: RefSeq, a predicted model, not a curated record